This is a messenger RNA of Strongylocentrotus purpuratus (purple sea urchin), 2976 nucleotides long. RefSeq names its product ankyrin-3-like. Lineage: Eukaryota; Metazoa; Echinodermata; Echinoidea; Camarodonta; Strongylocentrotidae. Gene Ontology annotation, molecular function: protein binding. The transcript has 9 exons. The coding region runs from base 1 to 2976 and encodes 991 amino acids. The record is from RefSeq and is a predicted model, not a curated record.
AUGAAAGGUUCUCGCGCAAACAGGACGUGCCCGCCAGGCUGGGAUGCAUUCGGUUGCAAGUGCUACAAGUACAUUAGGGUCCAGGAAUGUUGGACCUGGCAUUUCAACAAAUGCCAGGAUCUUUACGCUGCCACCAUGUUGGUCAUCGCGUCUGAGGAGGAGGACGAUUUCAUCACUCGUUCAUACGGUCGGGAGAUAUUUUCCAUCUGGCUGGGAGCAAAAGACCAUCGGAACAUUCAUCCUGGUACUGUCCUGCAACAGGUGCAAGGUGGUCAGAGUCAUUUAGCUCUCCCAACGACAGCUACUGGAGAGACUGUCAUCGAGUAUCUCAUAACUCAUGGAGCUGAUGUGGAGAAGGCGACUUCAAAUGGACAAACACCCUUACAUCUUGCUGCAUCACUCGGAAAUGCUCAAGCAAUAGCAUUUAUACUAAGUCAUGGAGCUAAUUUGGACAAAGAAGACAAAGACGGCUACUCUGCAUUGAACAGUGCUGUAAGGAAUGGUCAUCUUGAUGUGGUACGAUACUUUAUAAGUCAGGGGGCAAAAGUGUAUCAGGAAAAUACAAAAGGCUUGUCUCCUUUACACACGGCAGCAGGGAAUGGUAAACUUGAAGUAGUGAAAUACCUCGUCAGUCAAGGAGCCGGGGUAAAUGAAGGAGAUAAUGAGGGUAAGACUGCAUUACACAUUGCUGCUCAGAAUGGUCGUCUUGAUGUCACCACAUAUCUCAUCAGUCGAGGAGCUGAGGUGAAUAAGGGAAGUAAUAACGGUGCAGAUGCAUUACACGGUGCUGCUCUUGGUGGUGAACUUGAUAUCUCCAAGUAUCUCAUCAGUCAAGGAGCUGAUGUGAAUAGGGGAGAUAAUAAAGGUGUGAAAGCAUUACACAUUGCUGCUCAAUAUGGUCAUCUUCAUGUCACAAAAUAUCUGAUCAGCCAAGGAGCUGAGGUAAAUGAAGGAGACAAUAAGGGUAGGACUGCAUUACACAGUGCUGCUGAGAACGGACAUCCUGACGUCACCAAAUAUCUGAUCAGCCAAGGCGCUGAUUGGAAUAAGAGAGAUAACAUGGGUUGGACUGUAUUACACGGUGCUGCUCAUGGUGGUGAACUUGAUUUCAUCAAGUAUCUGAUCAGUCAAGGAGCUGAUGUGAAUAGGGGAGACAAUAAAGGUAUGAAAGCAUUACACAUUGCUGCUCAGAAGGGUCAUCUUGAUGUCAUCAGAUAUCUGAUCAGCCAAGGAGCUGAUUGGAAUGACAGAGAUAAUGAGGGUUGGACUGUAUUACACAGUGCUUUUAAGGGUGGUGAACUUCAUGUCAUUAAGUAUCUGAUCAGUCAAGGAGCUGAGGUGAAUGAGGGAGAUAAUAAAGGUAUGAAAGCAUUACAUGUUGCUGUUCAAUAUGGUCAUCUUGAUGCCAUCAAGUAUCUGGUAAGUCAAGGAGCUGAGGUGAAUGAGGGAUAUAACAAGGGUCGGACAGCAUUACGCACUGCUGCUCUCUAUGGUCACAUUGAUGUCACAAGAUAUUUGAUCAGCCAAGGGGUUGAGGUGAAUGAGGGAGACGAUAACAUGGGUCGGACUGCAUUACACGAUGCUGCUCUUGGUGGUAAACUUGAUAUCUCCAAAUAUCUCAUCAGUCAAGGAGCUGAUGUGAAUAGGGGAGAUAAUUACGGUAUGAAAGCAUUACACUUUGCUGCUCGAUAUGGUUAUCUUAAUGUCAUCAGAUAUCUGAUCAGCCAAGGAGCUGAGGUGAAUAACGGAGAUAAUGACAGUUGUACUGCAUUACACAUUGCUGCUCUGAAUGGUCGUCUUGAUGUCACCGAAUAUCUCAUCAGCCAAGGAGCUGAGGUAAAUGAAGGAGACAAUAAGGGUAGGACUGCAUUACACAGUUCUGCUGAGAAGGGACAUCUUGAUGGUCAUCUUGCUGUCACAAAGUAUUUGCUAGUGCAGGGUAUAAGUGUGAACAUGAGUGACAGAAACGGCUACACUCCUUUGCACAUUGCUGCUCUGAAGGGUGACGUCGAUACGAUUAAGGUCCUGCUUGAGGAAGGAGCCCUAGUUGACGUAAAGGAUACCAAUGGCCAGACCCCGCUGCAUCUAUCUUCAAAGAAAGGAAGUGCCAAUUCUUCCGACAUCUUAGCAAAGCAUGCAAAGAUCAACGGGAUUCUUGAUCAUCGUGAUGAUGAAGGAUUGACUGCCAUUCACCUCGCCACUCAAAAUGGCCACACACCAGUUGUCGAGUCGCUGGUUAACCAUGGAGCUUCCUUGAACAUCCAGUCACACGAUGGAACAACCUGUCUUCAUGAAGCCAUCAAACUUUCUGAUCAUACGAUAACCUCUCUUGAUACACCUCGUGUGUUGACUCAGAUCUCAGAGGACUUCUAUCAGCACGAGUUUUCCCCAGAGGAGACUUUAGUAUUAUACCUUCUGGAGCACGGCGCGAAGCUGGAUAUGAGAGAUGGUCAAGGCAAACUACCAAUCCACUAUGCUUCCGAUGAAGUUAUCCGACAGAUGAUAUUUUCAAGGUUACCGUCAGUAGAUAUGAUCGCAAGAUAUCGAGAUGAAGAAGCCAUACCCUUGGUUACAGUGUCUGUUCAUGUCGAUAAUGGCGGAAAGCAGCUAGAACUGGCGGAUCUUGGUAUAUCAAUGUCUAUCCCACUAGGGGCUGUUAAAAAGAGUGACUCCUGCAAGAUUACAUUAACCAAGGUACAAGAUUCUCCAAGCAUCAAUAGCCAGAGGGGUGAAUCAGUGGCCUGCUACGGGAUUAGAUGUGACCCUCUAAAUAUGAUCUUCCAUCAACCGGUUAAGAUCAAGAUACCACAUUCAGCCUGCAUCGUCAACUCAGAUCAAUUGAAGCCUGACAUCGUUUGGCGUGUAUGGGAUUCACCAAAGGGUAAGCCGAUUGGAUCUACCAAGAACAUCAAGAAAGAGAUCAUCCAGCUCACCAGACGAGCCACCAUACUGCAGAGUGUACAAGAGACAUAUUGA